Molecule: messenger RNA, 1632 nt
Organism: Closterium sp. NIES-65
Lineage: Eukaryota; Viridiplantae; Streptophyta; Zygnematophyceae; Desmidiales; Closteriaceae
Source: the annotation of a GenBank genome assembly
AUGGCGAAGAAAGAGGAGCUCACCGGGCGAUUCUCCAGCUGGGCGUCGCACGCCGUCGCACAGUCGCAGCUGGGCAUCGCACUCCUGCUUCUGCCGCUGCUCGCGUGCGUCGUCCUAUGGGGCUCCUUCCGCGCGCGUGCGCCGAUCGCAGGGGGCUGGGGGGAAGACGCUCAAACGGGUUCCCAAGCGGACCAAUGGAGCGUGAGCGUCUUUGCAAGGGGAGCGGGAAACGAGAGCGAAUCUCUGGAAGCGGCGGGGAUUGCGGGCGUGAACAGGCGAUGGGGGCCUGUUGGCAGCGAGAUGGGCGCGGGAGAAGCGCGGAAAGUUGCUGUCGAGGCGACUCGAGAGACAUCGCGAGAGGGGGAGGCGCGAGAGUCGACGGCAAGUUUGAAGGCCAUUGACGGACAGGCGGAGGGCGUUGACGGAGGGGAAGAGGCGGAGGGCGAGGGGAUAGUUGGGAGUGUAGAGGGAGGAGGGGUGAAGGAGAGAGGCGAGGGACAAGGAAAGGGGAGAGAGUCUGCUGGGGACGCCGCGAGAGGCGGGGAAGACAGUGGUUCGGGUGGUGGGGGAGAGGGAAUAGGGGCGAGGGGUGGAGAAGGGGGAGGGAAGGAGGAAAGGAGCAGCAUAGGUGGGGUGAAAGGCGGGGAAUUGGAGGGAGGUUCGGCCGAAGGCUCGGAGGGAGGUUCGGAGGAAGGAGGGCAAGAAGGAGAGGAUUUGUUGGUUGGGUGUGAAGAGAUGAUGAAUGAAGGUUUGAGUGAUAGUAGCGGGGGCGAGGAGGGGGGAGAGGAAGGGGGAGAUAAGGGGGGAGAUAAGGAGAAGGAUGAGAGGGGAGAGGAGGGGGGAGAGGGGGGACGAGAGGACGGGGGAGGGAAGGAGAUGGAUGGGAGGGGAGAGGGGGAGGGAGAAAAAGGGGGAGAGGAGGAGGGAGGGCAAGAAGGAGAGGACUUGUGGUUGGGUGCGGUCGAAAGGGGAGUGCAGGAGGAGGCGGACGCGGGAGGAGUGCGGGUGGGCAGCAAUGCAAGGGACAAGAGAAGCGGAGGUAGGGAUGAGAGCAACAGUGGUGGGGGCAGCAGUGGUGGCAGCAGUGGUGACAGUAGUGGUGGCGCCAAGGGUGUCGUUUACGGGAGUGAGAUUGGUGGGGCGCGCAAUGGGGACGGUGGUGGGGACGCCAAGGGUGAUUCUAACGGGGGAAUGGGAGGGCUGUUGGAGGGGUGGCCACAGCAGGUGGUGCGAGGAAGAAGGGAGGAGGGCGCAAGGAGAAGAUUCAACUGGAUGAUCCUGGUCCCUCUCACCCGCUACCGGGCGCAUGGGUCCCCGACCCCAGCCCUCCUCUGUUCACAAGCAACACAUGCUCAACACUUCCCAUUCCCCUCCCCCCUUUCCCAUUGCAGUCCCUCUCACCUGCUAUCGGGUGCCUCUCGCCUGCGACCUCUACCGUGGCUCGUGGGUCCCGGACACCAGCCCGCCACUCUACACCAACGCCACGUGUCCCAACAUUACUCGCCACCAGAACUGCCAGGGCAACGGCGCCCGGACAGCCAGUACGAGCGCUGGCAGUGGCGGCCGGAGGGGGCGGCGUGUGCGCUGCCGCGCUUCGAUGCAGAGGAGUUCAUGAGGGUUUAUGCGCGGUAG